Rosa rugosa (rugosa rose) is the source of this 3571-nucleotide messenger RNA. Its product is annotated as ABC transporter B family member 11-like. Gene Ontology annotation, molecular function: ATP hydrolysis activity; ATP binding; ABC-type transporter activity. Gene Ontology annotation, biological process: transmembrane transport. Lineage: Eukaryota; Viridiplantae; Streptophyta; Magnoliopsida; Rosales; Rosaceae. The transcript has 11 exons. Bases 57 to 3158 code for a protein of 1033 amino acids. Gene Ontology annotation, cellular component: membrane. The record is from RefSeq and is a predicted model, not a curated record.
UGGCUCUGAAGUUCAUUUACUUGGCUUUUGGGGCUGCUGCUGCAGCAUUUCUGCAGAUGUCUUGCUGGAUGAUCACUGGAGAGAGACAGGCUGCAAGAAUUAGAAGUUUAUACUUGACAACAAUAUUAAGGCAAGAUGUUAGCUUUUUUGAUAAAGAAAUCAACAGUGGGGAAAUUAUUGGGAGGAUGUCAGGUGAUACUGUGAUCAUCCAAGAGGCAAUGGGUGAGAAGAUAGGAAGUUUUAUCCAGUUAGUUGCAACAUUCAUAGGUGGCUUUGUUAUAGCAUUUUCUGAGGGAUGGCUUCUCACCCUUGUCAUGCUAUCCUCUAUUCCACCUCUUGUCUUCUCUGGUGCUGUCAUGAACCAUUUCGUAGUGAAAUUGGCGUCCCGUGGACAAGCUGCAUAUUCAGGAGGAGCAACUGUGGUAGAACAGACAAUUGGUUCAAUCAGAACUGUUGCAUCAUUCACGGGGGAGAAACAAGCUAUAUAUAACUACAACAACUCCUUAAAUAAGGCAUACACAUCCGGUGUACAAGAGGGUUGGGCAUCUGGUCUGGGUUUUGGUGUGCUUAUGCUUGUGGUAUUUUGUACUUACGCCUUGGCUGUAUGGUUUGGUGGAAUAAUGAUACUUGAAAGAGGAUAUAAAGGAGGAGAUGUCAUGACAGUAAUUUUUUCUGUGUUAAUUGGCUCUGUGUCUCUUGGGAAAGCAUCUCCAUGCAUGAGUGCAUUUGCUCCUGGACAAGCGGCAGCUUUUAAGAUGUUUGACGCGAUUAACAGAAAGCCGAAGAUAGAUGCGUAUGAUACUAAUGGGCGAGUUUUAAAAGAUAUUAGUGGAGACAUAGAACUGAGGGAUGUUUAUUUUAGUUAUCCCACAAGACCAGAGGAGCAACUAUUCCAAGGAUUUUCACUCUUAAUACAAAGCGGUGCAACUGCUGCUUUGGUUGGACAGAGCGGAAGUGGUAAAUCAACCGUUAUCAGUAUGAUUGAGAGGUUUUAUGACCCCCAGGCUGGUGAAGUUCUUAUUGAUGGUGUUAAUCUGAAAGAGUUCCAACUGAAAUGGAUCAGACAGAAAAUAGGCCUCGUCAGCCAGGAACCAGUUUUAUUUACAGGUAUCAUUAAAGAUAAUAUUGCCUAUGGAAAGGAUGGUGCAACAACUGAAGAAAUAAGGGCUGCUGCUGAGCUUGCCAAUGCUGCAAAAUUCAUAGAUAUAUUGCCACUGGGAAUAGAUACAAUGGUUGGUGAGCAUGGAACACAGCUAUCUGGAGGACAAAAGCAACGAAUUGCUAUAGCUAGAGCAAUUCUGAAGAACCCAAAAAUUCUACUUUUAGAUGAAGCCACAAGCGCUCUUGACGCAAAUUCUGAGAGAAUUGUGCAGGAGGCACUAGACAAAGUAAUGAUCAACCGAACUACUGUCAUUGUAGCCCACCGCUUGAGCACAGUAAGGAAUGCUGACACCAUUGCUGUAAUACAUCAAGGAGCAGUUGUUGAAGAAGGACCACAUUCUGAGCUAAUUAAGGAUCCUGAUGGAGCAUAUAGCCAGCUUAUAAGGUUGCAAGAAAUUAUUAGCGUGUCAGAACAUACUGGUCUAAAUAUUGAGGAAUCAUUUCCAAGAAGAAGUAGUGGUCGUCACUCAUUCUCAAUCUCAUAUGGUAUUCCUACUGCAAGCGGUGUGCUUGAAACAACACCAUUAGAACUUGAUAUUCGUGCUUUAACACCAUCGAAAGGGACUCCAGAAGUCUCUCUUCGCCGCCUGGCUUACCUGAACAAGCCAGAGAUACCAGUGCUACUUCUAGGUACUAUAGUUGCAGCAGUCAAUGGGGUAAUCUUCCCUGUUUAUGGUAGUUUGUUGUCAACUGUAAUCAAGACCUUCUUUGAGCCGCCUCAUGAACUCCGUAAGAAUUCAAAGUUUUGGGCAACAAUCUUUGUUAUUCUUGGAGUGGUAUCUUUCUUGGCACAAUCAUCAAGAGCAUACCUUUUUGCUGUGGCGGGUUGCAGGUUGAUAAGACGAGUUCGAGCAAUGUGCUUUGAGAAGGUGGUUUACAUGGAAGUAAGUUGGUUUGAUGAAGCUGAGAACUCAAGUGGUGUAAUUGGGGCAAGGCUUUCUACAGAUGCAGCUUCUUUGAGAGGACUUGUUGGAGAUGCUCUUGGUUUGGUGGUUCAGAAUACAGCAACAGCAAUUGCUGGGAUGAUUAUUGCUUUUGGUGCAAAUUGGCAACUUUCUCUUGUAAUGCUUGUUCUGUUACCUUUAUUAGGAGUAAAUGGAUAUUUUCAAGUCCAGUACAUGAAAGGAUUCAGUGCAGAUGCAAAGAAAAUGUACGAGGACGCAAGCCAAGUAGCUAGUGAUGCUGUGGGGAGUAUUCGGACAAUUGCUUCCUUUUGUGCUGAACAGAAGGUGAUGGAGUUGUACAAGAAAAAAUGUGAAGGCCCUAUUAAGACGGGGAUAAGACAAGGGUUGGUUUCUGGGAUAGGUUUUGGGCUAUCUCUUUUCUUACAGUUUUCAGUGUUCGCUGUAAUUUUUUAUAUUGGAGGUCUACUUGUUGCAGCAGGCAAGACAACAUUCUCUGCAGUUUUCCAGGUUUUCUUUGCUGCCACUAUGGCUUCUGUUGGACUCGCCCAGUCAAGCUCCCUAGCACCUGAUGUAAGUAAAGGAAAGGGUUCUGCUGCUUCAAUAUUCGCAAUUCUUGACCGGAAAUCAAGAAUAGACUCUAGUGAUAACUCCGGCAUGACAAUAGAAAAUGUGAAGGGAGAAAUUGAAUUUCACCGUGUCAGUUUCAAGUAUCCUAGUAGACCUGACGUGCAAAUUUUCAACGAUCUUUGCUUGACCAUUAGUCAUGGGAAGACAAUUGCUCUGGUUGGUGAAAGUGGAAGUGGGAAAUCGACAGUGGUCUCUUUGCUCCAGAGAUUUUACGACCCCAACUCUGGUCACAUUACAUUGGAUGGAAUCGAAAUCCAGAAACUACAGUUGAAGUGGUUGAGACAGCAAAUGGGGCUGGUGAGCCAGGAGCCUCUGUUGUUUAACGACACUAUCCGAGCCAACAUUGCAUAUGGAAAGGAUGGAGAGGCAACCGAGGCUGAAAUUAUAGCUGCUGCAGAACUCGCAAAUGCACACCAGUUCAUUAGUAGUUUACAACAUGGUUACGAUACAAUAACUGGAGAGUGAGGGGUCCAAUUGUCCGGCGGACAGAAGCAAAGAAUAGCUACUGCAAGAGCUAUUAUGAAGGCACCAAAGAUAUUACUACUAGAUGAAGCCACAAGUGCUCUUGAUGCUGAAUCUGAACGUGUGGUUCAAGAUGCAUUGGACCGAAUUAUGGUGGAUCGGACAACAAUCAUGGUUGCUCACCGGUUGUCCACAAUCAAGGGUGCAGAUUUGAUUGCUGUGGUAAAAAAUGGAGCCAUUGCAGAGAAAGGAAAGCAUGAAACUUUGAUCAAUAUCAGCAAUGGCAUUUAUGCUUCUUUGGUAGAAUUACAUGCAAGUGCCUCAUUUUAGAGAGCUCUCUAUUAAUCUUUGUGGAAUAAUGCAGUAAAAUAAGUAGGAGGAAAAGAAAUGUAAAUGUAACUUUCUUCAGAAAUGUA